Anopheles cruzii is the source of this 1401-nucleotide messenger RNA. RefSeq lists its product as uncharacterized. The record is from RefSeq and is a predicted model, not a curated record. The coding region runs from base 1 to 1260 and encodes 419 amino acids. Gene Ontology annotation, biological process: arachidonate secretion; phospholipid metabolic process. NCBI's taxonomy places the organism in Eukaryota, Metazoa, Arthropoda, Insecta, Diptera, Culicidae. The transcript has 6 exons.
AUGUGGCACCGUGAACAGCUGACGCCGGCUCCGAUUGGCAGACCGAUCGGUUGGUUGUUGAGUUGGCUGCUAUUAGUGGCAGUGGUUCCCGGCAUCUCCUGUGCGCUACGCUUAAACUACUUCAUUGUGAGCGAUGAAUCGUUCGAUCCUGGUUUCAGCCUUCACCCAGACUGGGGCGAUGAAGCGCUCGAUCGCGACAGCGACGCCCGUAGGGAGAAUGGCCUGGGCCAAAGUUUAGGCAAUACUAGCUUGAAGUUGACAACCGAUUCCCGGAGUGCCCCCUACGCAAUUAUCGACCAGUUUUCGGACACUGGCACAAAAGACGUGGACCUGGAAGACCUAAUGAAGAAGCAGCCUCUUCUGCGCCACUCAGCGAACGAUGAGUUUUUGGUACCGUUCGACGAAGUAAACGAUAGCAGCACGGGCAGCCACUAUUUCCUGUCAUCGGUGCCUCAAACGCAAGGUAAGCAAGACAGGGCCCUGCUGCAGGUUAACGAUGAACUUCUGCGCGCAUCGUUGCAGCGGUUCAGGGAGAACCGGAAGAUCGAGGCGUACCAAAAUGGUGCUACUUGGUCACCAAUUGGCAGUGGUCGGCAGCGGCCUGCAGUGCAGCGUCGGCCAGUGUUGCGCCACUUUCGUCCACACCUCGUCAACACUGCCAAAGGGUUGCGCAAUAUACCAGCGCUACUAAAUGAUGGUGAGCUGCUGCAUGCACCGAACAACGCGCCAGAGACUGGCGGCGGACACGCCACGCCACGCAAACCGAACCAGUCGAUCGCCGAAGUUAGCAAUACCGAUCGUCCAGCUGGAACUGGAGCGAUCAACAUCCUGUUCAACAACUUCAAGUGGAAACUUAAAGCCAUCUAUCCGGGCACUGUUUGGUGCGGCGAUGGGAACCAAGCGAAGAGCGAGGACGACAUUGGGUUCUUCUACCUCACCGACAGUUGCUGUCGAGCGCACGAUCUCUGCCCAAUCACGAUCGCGGCCGGCGAGCAGUUCAAUCGUCUGCGAAACAAUGGCCAUUUUACCCGCGCGCACUGUGACUGCGACAAGCAGUUCUACAACUGUCUGAAGAGCGCCAACACCUUGGUGUCGCGGCAGAUCGGCUACACCUACUUUAACCUGCUGAAGCCGCGGUGCUUUCGCUUCGAGCAUCCGAAGGUCAAUUGCACCAGAAGAAGUAAAGGCAAAUGCUUGACUUACGUGGUCGACGAACAGCAACCAAAGAAGUGGCAGUGGUUCGACAAUCUUAUUUUCUAGGCUCCUGGAUAUCUCUUCGGCUCCUGUGGAAUUAGCCGUACUGUGGAAUCAGCCAUCCUGUGGAAUCAGCCAUACUGUGGAACCAUCAGCGGAGGACGAACAAUUCAUUGGACAGCGGUGGUGUCAACAACAAUAGCUGCC